Molecule: messenger RNA, 2073 nt
Organism: Carica papaya (papaya)
Lineage: Eukaryota; Viridiplantae; Streptophyta; Magnoliopsida; Brassicales; Caricaceae
Gene: PAP85
Product: cupin family protein
Source: RefSeq, a predicted model, not a curated record
UCUAAAACCAUGUAAAUAGAAUUUAUUCAAGUUUUUAUUAUCAAACAGAAGUGUGAACGUAUAUACACACACACACACACAUAUAUAUAUUUUCAUGUUAAAAAAAAAUAAGAGUUUUAUCUUUCACGAGGACGACUGUGAGACUGGAAACUAGUUGAUUCGUAUUUGUGUGUAAUUAACACGUAAAGACAAAAACAUAUUUGGACUGUCAUUCACAUGCAUCCCCCACGGGAACCGUAAACUUCACCGUACACCCGUCGCCAUGCAUGUUAUGUUUCAUCUUAUGCGUAGCAAAACCACAAGCUUCUCCCCUCCGUCACUUUGUAUAUAUAUACACAAUCAUUUAAUCUUAAUCUUAAACAACAAAAAACAAUGGCAAUCAAGACUAGGUCCCCUCUGCUACUACUCUUCUUCCUUCUCUUCUUCCUCCUCUCCGCCGUCUUCCUCCACUCUUCCGCAUCGGAUCAAUCGGAAGACCUAGACGAGCUGGAGCUGAAUGGAGAACUAGAUGAGAGCGAGGAAGAGUACUUAUGGAACCAGCAGGACCCUGCUCGACGUGAGUACCAGCAGUGCCAACAACGUUGCCAGAGACAACAAGGUCAGAGCCAGCAGCAAUGUCGGAGAUCAUGCGACCAGCAAUUACAACGCCGCCGACAACGAUUCAGGCAGUGCCAGCAGCAAUGUCAGAGGAGACUUCCGCAGGAGAGGCAAGAGUGUCAGAGAAUGUGCCAGCAACAGUCAAGACAGGGAACAGAGGUUAAUCAAGAUCGGAGCAAUCCUUACUACUUUGAUUACCAGAGCUUCCGCAAUAAAUACCAGUCUCCGUCGGGACACUUCAAGGUUCUACACAUGCUUACUGACAAAAAUCCUCAACUUUUUGAAGGCUUUCGAAACUAUCGAUUUGCGUUUUUAGUGGCAAAUCCUAACACUUUUAUCCAGCCACAUUAUGUCGAUGCUGUGUCUAUUCUUGUUGUGGUCCAAGGGAGAGGGACAGUUUCUCUGGUGUGCCAGGAGGGAAGGGAAUCACUCCAGGUAGAGCGUGGUCAUGUCAUUAGAGUACCUGCAGGUGUUCUCGUCUACUUAAGUAACCCAGAUAAUAACCAGGUCCUCCAAAUUGCCAGGCUUAUCGAACCCGUUUUAAUUCCUGGUUUAUUCAAGGAAUACUUCAUUACUGAAAUUGGAAAUAAAGGAGGGUCAGUAUUGAGUCAGUUCAGCCAGGAGGUUCUUGAGAGUUCUCUCAAUACACCAAGACAAGAGAUUGAAAGGGUCCUGCAGAGUCAGAGGCGUCCGGCAAUCGAGAAAGCCUCACCGGAGCUUCUGAGAAAGCUGAGUCAACAAGCAACUUCUUCGCCAAGACAGAUAAAGGAAAUUCUCAGACCAUUCAAUCUUCUCCGGCAGAAACCCGCUUACUCUAACAACUGGGGCCAGUUCUUUGAGGCUCAUCCCCGCCAACACAGGCUGCUAGAGGACCUCGACGUCUCUGUUAACAUCGCUCAGAUGAAACAAGGAUCAAUAUUUGUGCCCCACUACAAUUCGAAGGCAACAACGGUUGUACUAGUGACAAAGGGACGCGUACGCUUUGAAAUGGGUUGCCCCCAUGUGUCGUCAAUGCAGAGGCAAGGUGGAGCUGAACAGGGGCAGAUGCAGAGAAUCGUGGCGCAGGCUUCUGCCGGUGAGGCCUUCCUCAUCCCUGCAAAUCACCCGGUAGCAUCCACUGCCGUAGAAGAUGCCGAAACAGUCGGGUUUGGAAUCAGAACGCAUAACAACGAGAGGAAUUUCCUUGCAGGACAAAACAAUAUAAUCAACAACAUGGAGGAUGCAGCAAAAGCUCUUACCUUUGGGCCACAGCAGAUAGAACAAGUGAAGAGGGUAUUCAGAAGCAACCCUAAUGAAUCUUACUUUGUGGGGAGUAAACGAAGGGAAGGAGGGCACCAUGGAGUUUCCUGGAUUUUGGAGUUGGAGGGGUUAGCAGGCUGAGAGAGUUUGUGUUAAUAGUAAGCUAAAGAAAGCUGUAUGAAUAAGGCCUUGCUCCUAAUAAUCUUGUUAAGUCAAUAAAUCCAGUGCAUGGUUUUU